UGGACUGGCGCCCAUGGUUAUAGAAGAGAAACAAAGCCCUAAUCAAAUUUGCAGAUAUAGUUAUAUAAAACCCUAACGCCUCCAAAUACCAUUUCCUCUUCAGUUUUCGGUGGAUAGAGAGAGGGCCGUGAAGAUCGACACCGUCCGCAAUGUCGAAGCGAGGACGAGGAGGUUCCGCCGGGAACAAGUUCAGAAUGUCACUGGGUCUGCCGGUGGCGGCGACGGUGAACUGCGCCGAUAACACAGGUGCUAAGAACCUGUACAUCAUUUCAGUGAAAGGGAUCAAAGGAAGACUUAACAGGUUGCCUUCAGCUUGUGUUGGUGACAUGGUUAUGGCUACUGUUAAGAAGGGUAAGCCAGAUCUUAGGAAGAAGGUUAUGCCAGCUGUCAUUGUUCGUCAGCGCAAGCCCUGGCGCCGAAAGGACGGUGUUUUUAUGUACUUCGAAGAUAAUGCUGGUGUGAUUGUGAACCCCAAGGGUGAAAUGAAAGGGUCUGCCAUCACUGGCCCAAUUGGAAAAGAAUGUGCUGAUCUUUGGCCUAGGAUUGCAAGUGCUGCCAAUGCUAUUGUGUAGAAGUAGGGUUGCUAAGUAGUUUACAGUUCUCGUGUUGUUGGUUUUUCAUCAAGUUUUUGAAUAUCUAAGGGCUUUGUCUUGGUAAGAAUUAUUGCUCAGAAUUUUGCAGUGCUAAAAUGGUUUUCACCCAUCAAAGAAAUCAAAUGUUUUCAUUUCCAUGGUUUAGUGCAUUUAUCACAAUGAUACAGAAGUAUUAAUA
Molecule: messenger RNA, 771 nt
Organism: Nicotiana attenuata
Lineage: Eukaryota; Viridiplantae; Streptophyta; Magnoliopsida; Solanales; Solanaceae
Product: 60S ribosomal protein L23-like
Exons: 4
Coding region: 150-572 (140 amino acids)
Biological process (GO): translation
Cellular component (GO): cytosolic large ribosomal subunit; ribosome
Molecular function (GO): structural constituent of ribosome; large ribosomal subunit rRNA binding
Source: RefSeq, a predicted model, not a curated record